This is a messenger RNA of Limanda limanda (common dab), 2734 nucleotides long. It is a transcript of the gene plg, whose product is annotated as plasminogen. Gene Ontology annotation, biological process: proteolysis. The record is from RefSeq and is a predicted model, not a curated record. NCBI's taxonomy places the organism in Eukaryota, Metazoa, Chordata, Actinopteri, Pleuronectiformes, Pleuronectidae. Gene Ontology annotation, molecular function: serine-type endopeptidase activity; signaling receptor binding. Gene Ontology annotation, cellular component: extrinsic component of plasma membrane. The transcript has 19 exons. Bases 88 to 2496 code for a protein of 802 amino acids.
CCAACGCACCCAAAGGAACCCAUCAAUAUAACCAGAGGUUUGUGUGCGAGUGAGUCGACUGUGAGCUGCUGGUUUCGGGGUCGCACCAUGGACCUGUACACAGCAGCUCUCCUCCUGGCAGCCCUGACCUGCACCGUGAGUGGUACAGAGGUCACAGGCUACGCCAAAACCGAAGGGGCGUGGAUGCUCUCGCUGAUUAAGCGACAGUACAUGUUAAGCUCUACUGCUGAAUGCGCCAAGAAAUGUGACAGUGAAACCACCUUCAUCUGCAAGUCGUUCAUGUUUGUUGAAAAGGAUCAAGAGUGUUGGACGGCGAAGGAAAACUCCAAAUCAGAGACAAUCCUGCGCCGACCCAGUGCAGCUUUAUUUGAAAAACAAGAAUACCUCCUGGAGUGUGUAAAUGGACUGGGAACAGAUUACAGAGGAACAAAGUCCAGAUCAAAGUCAGGAAAGACGUGUCAGAGAUGGGAAGGGAAAUUCCCACACGUGCCGAAUAUGACACCAACGACUCACCCCCUAGCAGACCUGGACUCUAACUUCUGCAGAAACCCUGAUGGAGACAGCGGGGGGCCGUGGUGUUACACCACCGACGGCAGCACCCGGUGGGAGCACUGCAACGUAGCCAGCUGCACUGAGGAGUGUAUUCACUGCAGUGGUGAGGACUACAGAGGAAAAAUCGCCACCACUGAAAGCAACUUCGCUUGCCAACGCUGGGAUUCCCAGAAACCUCACAACCACGGUUACAUCCCCAGCGCUCUCCCAGAAAAGUAUCUUGAAGAGAAUUACUGCAGAAACCCUGAUGGAGACCCCCGGCCCUGGUGCUUCACCACCAACCCGACCAAGAGAUGGGAGUUCUGCUCCAUCCCCCGCUGCCCCUCCGAGCCUCCCACUAUCGUCCCGGAGCUGACCUGUGCCACCGGUGAGGGCCUGGCCUACCGAGGCACCGUGGCUGUGACCGAAUCAGGCAAAACCUGCCAGAGCUGGUCGGCCCAGACGCCGCAAAGACACAACCGCACCCCCGAUAACUACCCCUGCAAAGGCCUGGAUGGCAACUACUGUCGUAACCCUGACAACGAGAGGAUGCCCUGGUGUUACACCACCAGCGCCGAGACGCGCUGGGAGUACUGCCGGGUGCCGAGCUGUGGAGCCGGACCAGACGAUCCCAUGGCCCCCCCGGAGGAGGACGACUGUUACGUGGGCGAUGGGACGAGUUAUCGUGGCAUCACAUCAGAGACCAUCAGCGGAAAGAAAUGUCAAAGCUGGAGCUCCAUGACUCCUCACAGCCACAAGAAGACUGCACAGGCGUACCCCACAGCGGACCUCAGGAGGAAUCUGUGCAGGAACCCAGAAGGAGACCGAGCUCCUUGGUGUUACACUAUGGACCCUAGUGUCCGUUGGGAGUAUUGCAACUUGGAAAAAUGUGCCGUCAUCAGUCCAGGAGCACCCCCACCCAAACCCACCGUACCCGACACCCCUUCCACGGUCACCCAGGCCCCAGCAGCGACAGACUGUAAGAUUGGAAAUGGAGGAACAUACCGAGGUCCAACCUCCAUCACCAUCCUGGGUGUGACCUGCCAGGCCUGGAGCGCUCAGAGUCCUCACCAACACAACAGCUUCACCCCAGUAACCCACUCCACCAAGGGCCUGGAGGGAAAUAGCUGCAGAAACCCAGAUAACGACGUAAACGGACCGUGGUGCUACACUACCGACAGAAACAAGAAGUGGGACUACUGUCAGAUCCCCGACUGUGCUGGACUGAAAUGCGGUUCACCGGUCACCAAACCCCGGCGUUGUUUCGGUCGUAUUGUCGGAGGCUGCGUAUCCAAACCUCAUUCGUGGCCGUGGCAGAUCAGCCUCAGGACCAAUACGGGAAUUCAUUUCUGUGGAGGAACUCUGAUUCACCGUCAGUGGGUCCUCACGGCUGCUCACUGCCUGGAGAGGUCCAGGCGGCCUAAUGCGUACCUGAUUAUCAUGGGAGUCCACACUGAACGAGCCAAUGAGGCGUCCAAGCAGGAGAGGAGGCUGGAGAAACUGGUGAUGGGACCGAACGGAGCCGACAUCGCUCUGCUCAAACUGGAGAGUCCGGCUCUGAUAAACGACAAAGUCCUGCCGGCGUGUCUCCCAGACAAAGAUUACAUCGUCCCCAGUGGAACCGAGUGUUACGUCACUGGUUGGGGCGAGACUCAAGGUACGGGGGGGGACGGCAUCCUGAAGGAAACUGGUUUCCCUGUGAUCGAGAACAAGGUCUGUAACCGUCCGUCGUAUCUGAACGGACGAGUCAAAGACCACGAGAUGUGUGCUGGAAACAUCGAGGGAGGACACGACAGCUGCCAGGGCGACAGCGGCGGCCCCCUGGUGUGCACCGCUCAGAACAAGUACAUCCUGCAGGGCGUCACUUCCUGGGGUCUGGGAUGCGCCAACGCAAUGAAACCCGGCGUCUACGCCCGAGUCUCCAAGUUCACGGACUGGAUCGAGGCAACCAUCAAAGCCGGUUAAAUAAAAAACGAAACUUUCCACCCAAACAGCUUCAAACCCGUCACAGACAGUGGUUGAUUUUUGAUUUUUGAUUUUUGAAGAUGUGCUGAUGUGUUUGUUUGGUAUUUUCUGAUGUGAACAAAUUGUCACUGGAGCUGAAGUGAAAUUAGACCGAAGCACAAUAAGCAAAGUCUUGGUAUUAAAAUGUAAACAUGUUUUUUCUGUAAGAGCUGAAAAAUAAAACUUGACACAAAGGAAA